AUGAUGGAUAUUAGCAGUGAGUACGAAAGACCAAGUGCUUUCUUCGACUCUUUGAGCGUCGACGCGUUGAACCAAUUCCUUCGUCGCUGGCUGGGAUCCAGCAUCAAGGACGCGGGGCUCCGUGUGUCCCUUUCUAGGGCUCGCCGUUCUUUGUUCGUCAAGGAAAACCGUAUCGAUGACAUCAACGAAGCUAUCGUCCUUGCGCAGCUAGCGGUAGACAAUACACCUGAUCAUCACCCCAAACUUAGGUCACGAAAACAAGAAGUACUCCAGUUCAUGGCUCAAAGGUUCUGCACAACAUGGUCACAAGAGCAUUGCGAUGAAUAUGUAUCCACUGCCAUGAAUGUCAAAGGCUCUCGUGAAUUGGUUACCGAGAUGUCCAGCCUUUCUAACGAUCCGGGCGAAUCUUUUUUAGCAUCCCGAAUGCACGAAAUCCUUUACAAUCAGAAUUAUGCUACGGACGACCUUAAUAGAUCCAUUGCCUUCGCGAGAGAUGCGGUGCGCAAGACGUCCAGCGAGCAUCUUAAGCGAGGCUACAUAAUGACCCACCUAUCUGCAUGUUUACAAGCAUCGUUCGAUAAGAAGAACGAGUGGGAGGUGAUAAAGGAAGCCUUAUCCUUGGCACAUGCUGCGCUUGAGCUCACGCCCAAAGGCCAUCCAGACCGACCAAGGUGCCUAGGCACGCUAGCAGCUUGGUGCCACACAUACUAUCGUAUCGAUGAAGAUUCAGAACCGAACAUAGAAGAACUAAACAUAGCUGUGAACUUAGCUAAGGAAUCCGUCGCCACUAUUUCCCAAGAUGAUGACAAUACGCCAGCCCGGUUGACCGGCUUGGCUGAAAUACUAUUGAGUCGGGUUGACUUGACUGGAUCGCGAAAAGACUUAGAGGAGGCUAUUGAAAAUGCCGAACGAGCUACGUCAAUCAGCCCCCCUGAUACCUCUAGCGCAUUCUUCCAACUGGCUCGAGCCCGGUUCAAACUUUACGAGAAGACAGAGAAUUUCCAGGACCUACAAGCCGCCGUGGAGAAAGGCCGAGAAGCAGUCAAAGAUAUUCCGCAAAAUCAUCCGGAUUACGUAGUUAGGGCGAUAGGACUAACUAAGUAUCUCCACUGCCUAUCCGAGUGGACUCAGCAACUAGGUCCAAUACAAGAAGCAUUCGAUCUAGCCAUUGCUGUGAUAAACAUCACGCCCAAAACAAGCGCAGGAUAUCCCUAUCAUGUACUUUGCUUGGCGUUAUUUUCAUUAGGGCGUGCAAAGAUUAAUGGAUCCCUCGAAGACACAGAGAACACCAUCAAAAGCCUCAAAGAGUUGCUGGGCGAGUUACCUCCUGGUCACCACCUACAAAGCGACUGCUUGGCCAACUUAUCAACCGCUUACCGGCAGCUAUUCGAAAACCAAGGGGAUUUGAGCGAAGCGAAGUACUUGGACGAGGCCGUCGAUUAUGCUAGAUCCGCUUUAUCGAUAUCAUCAACUAAGGGCCUCCCGUCAAACUCAAAUGCUACUAUACUGGCGGGUUGUCUUUCGGCUCGCUUUGUGAAAGGCAAAAACCCAGAAGAUAUAGAAGAGGCCAUCAGAUUAGUACGAGGAGCCAUAUCUACUACCUCUCAUACUGUUGAAAAUGUACGCAAUCACAUAAACUGUAUCAAUCUCGCUGCAUACCUACAAAAAAAGGCGGAAGCUACGGGGAAGAAUGAUGAUCUCGAUGAGGCGAUCAAAGAGUCAAAGAGAUUAUUGGAUAAUAUCCCAGCCGAAUAUUCCUCUCGAUUUGCGCUUGAGGACAACCUAGCUAGCUCUCUACUUCGUCGAAAUAAGAGCAAACAGGAUCAAGAAGCUGCCAUUGCUUUAAGAACCAAAGUCGCCAAUUCAAGCGAAGUGCCAUGCCACUAUCGGAUUCGGAGUGCGCUGUUGGCAUCUGAGGCGAUAGUUGAAUUACCAAAUGAACCCUUCCAGAGGACAUGGACCAGAAUAUAUGACCUCAUGGAAAAAUGUGUCAAACUCCUGCCCCAACUUAGCCGCCCUACGCUAGCUGCAUCGGCAGCUUUGCUUGCGGAUAAAGGCCCGGUUCGUGCUUUGGAGCUUCUUGAACAGAGCCGGGGUAUCCUAGCUGAUUUACGAUGGGGUGCCCGCACUGAUUUAUCGCGCCUAAAUGAACUACAUCCCCAGUUGGCCGGGGACUUCAAGAAGCUUCAAGAAGAACUUGACACCCCCUCCGUAAACUUUAUGGCACAGUCUAUUGCCCAAGUAAACGAGCGUCGUGUGGCGGGUCAGAAAUUUGAGGAAAUUCUCAGUACAAUCCGUGGCCAGGAGGGCUUCGGGCAGUUUCUACUACCCCCCCCCCCCCCCCGAGGAGAAGAGCUGAAGGCUGCGGCGUCUAACGGCCCUGUCAUCGUUAUAAACGUAAGCCAAAUAAAGUGCGAUGCUUUUAUCAUCGAACGGUCAGGUAUCCGGACGCUCCAUCUCGAGAGUUUGAAGUACGAAGAAAUCGAAAAGUACGUCAAAAUCAUAACGUCGAUCAGGAAAGAUUCCGCGAGGACUCCUUCGCGCGGCAAGCCCUUAGAAAUAUUAGAGUGGCUGUGGGACACGACGGUCGGCCCAGUUCUAAAUUACCUAUCAUUGACUAAGCCAAUACCCGAGGGUAAACCACUGCCCCGAGUUUGGUGGGUUCCAACAGAUAUUCUGAGCUUUCUACCCCUUCAUGCUGCUGGUUAUCAUAGACCAAAUGCCCAAGGAAGGAGGAACACGGCGAUGGAUAGUGUGGUGUCAUCUUACAGUCCGUCUGUGAAAGCAUUGUUGCACAUACGCUCUACGUAUGCUAGUAGCGAUCUUCCUAAUCCCCACUUCGCCGCAAAUAAGGCUUUGCUCAACUCAAUGGCAGUAACUCCAGGAGGCUACUCUGAUCUUAGGUUUGCUGAAGAGGAAGCUGAAGGGGCGUAUGAAAUUCUACGACCUCACAUUACAUCGCUACAUAUCAGAACUCCGAUGAAAGACGAUAUCAUGGGUAUUCUUAAAACUUUUACCAUAUGGCAUUUCGCUGGUCAUGGAGAGCCCUGCACCAGCGACCCAUCCAAAAGCGCCCUUCUACUAAAGGAUGGCGAAGAAAACCCGCUAACCUUCACGGACUUGGUCAGUCUGAAAUCGCAAUCUACGGAGACGUGGUUGGCAUACUUGUCAGCUUGCUCGACAGGGGAUAAUCCAGUCACAAAACUCCAAAAUGAAACGGUACACCUCAUUAGUGCCUGUCAGCUUGCGGGGUUUCGACACGCUAUAGGAUCACUAUGGGAAGUUUCAGAUCAGUAUUCUGCUGAUGUGGCUAAAACCUUUUACGCUGCGAUUAUAAAUGAUGGUCGCCUCAGCGAUAAUGGAAUCGCAUAUGCUCUUCAUGCAGCAACCAAGGCUCUACGGGAUACUUUCAUCCAGGCUGGGAAGGAGAGGAGGAAGGAGAAGGAGAGGGAGAGGAAGGCUCAGAUAUACGAACAGAAGAUUCCGCCAGCGACGGAAGAUGUGGAAGAGGACAUGGAAGGCCUCGAGGGCGACCCGUUUGUUUGGGCUGCCUAUAUGCACGUCGGCCCUUGAAGAGAUUCAAAGUUGUGGACUUGGAAACAUACGUACCUACUUAGUACCUAUUUCUAGACGAAUUGAGUAUUCCCUUUGUUUCAUGAUUAG
Messenger RNA from Hypoxylon trugodes, 3663 nucleotides. Its product is annotated as CHAT domain-containing protein. NCBI's taxonomy places the organism in Eukaryota, Fungi, Ascomycota, Sordariomycetes, Xylariales, Hypoxylaceae. Gene Ontology annotation, molecular function: protein binding. The transcript is spliced from 3 exons. The record is from RefSeq and is a predicted model, not a curated record. The coding region runs from base 1 to 3573 and encodes 1190 amino acids.